UUGGAGCGACAAUGUCUUGACCUUCAUAGCGAACACAAGGUGAGUCGACUGGAGAAUGUUAAGCUCAAAAUGACCAACGAGGAGCUGUCUUGUGAACUUGAGCACACCUGCCAGGAGCUAGUAUUGGCUCAGGAGCAGCUGGGCAUUCUGCAGGAGCAGGCCUCUCGACUACAGCAGGAAAGAGAGAUGGAGAUGUACAGAAUCACAGAAGGCUUGCAGAGAGAAAAACAGAGCUUGAUGAAACAGUUGGAUCUACUCAGAGAAAUGAAUAAACAUCUACGAGAUGAGCGAGACAUUAACUUUCUGGUAAGUUUACCAAUUUUAAAUUAUUUAUGA
Messenger RNA from Sinocyclocheilus grahami, 336 nucleotides. Its product is annotated as EF-hand calcium-binding domain-containing protein 4B-like. The transcript has 3 exons. The record is from RefSeq and is a predicted model, not a curated record. The annotation marks the transcript as partial. Lineage: Eukaryota; Metazoa; Chordata; Actinopteri; Cypriniformes; Cyprinidae.